Messenger RNA from Thunnus maccoyii (southern bluefin tuna), 2856 nucleotides. RefSeq names its product mitochondrial tRNA translation optimization 1 (gene mto1). Lineage: Eukaryota; Metazoa; Chordata; Actinopteri; Scombriformes; Scombridae. Gene Ontology annotation, cellular component: cytosol. Gene Ontology annotation, molecular function: flavin adenine dinucleotide binding. Gene Ontology annotation, biological process: tRNA methylation; tRNA wobble uridine modification. The transcript has 13 exons. The coding region runs from base 755 to 2809 and encodes 684 amino acids. The record is from RefSeq and is a predicted model, not a curated record.
ACUUUAAACAAUAAACAUAAACACAAACAUAAUAGUGUAAGAAAGGGGACAGUCAUUUACAUUUCUGUGUUGUGGGCGUGUACUAUGUGCAUGCAUAUUGACAUGAUAAAAAACUGUAUGCAAAAAAGCAGGAUAUAAAUAGAAGUACGAAUUCCAAUGUAGAUAUAAAUAUAUAUGAGUGUAAAUAAACUAUGUGUGUGUAUUAACAGGAUAUAUACUGUAUGUACAGUUAACAAAAAAUAUCUAUAUACAUUUACACGGUGCAGGACAGACAAAGAUACAGUAUACACAAUAUGAAUUAAGAUGAGAUAUGGAGGUGAAGUGAAGUUUUUUCAGAAGUGGGAAUCGAGUCCGCAGCGACCUUAACAAGAAUAUAUUGUUUUUACUGUACACGUGGCAGCCGUCAAACAAUGUUAUUUAAUCUAUAAACUGUCAUCACCUUCAUAUUUAACGAUUACACCUUCACCUAUCACCUUUAUAUCGCUGCUGCUUGCUUAUAUAUUCAUUUAUAUAUUUAAUCAAUAACUUACAAGGACAGGUAAUACUCAGGGAAACAGUCUGAACGGAGCCAACAGAUUUGCCGGUGCGUCUAUACAGCAGACAUUACGGCUGUAAGCUGCAGACAGCAUGGCAGCCUCCAUGGAGAGCGUUUCUGUUACAUAGCAGCAGUUAUGUCACUUUCCCAAGGAUCCUGAUUUUUAUUUAAAGAAAAGACCUCCUUCGUCUUCUGUCAAAGAAAUUGUCUGCAUCUCACAUGUUGACAAAGAAGCUUCCCCACCUGCAGAGUUUUCUGUUACUGGUUUCCAGGCGUACCAGUCACCUUGCCAGACAGCGGUAUGAUGUCAUCGUGGUGGGUGGAGGACAUGCAGGGACCGAAGCAGCGGCAGCGGCGGCCAGAGUGGGAGCCGAAACUCUCCUGGUCACACAGAAAAUACACACCAUUGGUGCCUUGUCCUGUAACCCGUCUUUAGGAGGAGUAGGGAAGGGCCAGCUUGUGAAGGAGGUGGAUGCUCUUGAUGGACUGUGCGGUCGAGCAGGAGACUGGGCCGGGAUUCAUUUUUCCAUCCUGAAUCGUAGAAAAGGCCCCGCUGUGUGGGGCCCGAGGGCUCAGCUGGACCGCCAGCGCUACCGCCAGUUCAUUCAGUCCGAGCUGCUGUCUACUCCCAGGUUGACGGUGCUGGAGGGCUCAGUGGAGGAGCUGCUGGUUACGGAGCCAAACCCAGAGAAGCCCGGAUGCCACAGAGUCACUGGGAUACGUUUGGCAAACGGAAGCCACCCGAUCUCAGCCAGCUCUGUGGUUCUUACUACUGGUACUUUCUUGUCUGGCUCCCUCUUCAUGGGCCAGACCACUUCCCCCGGGGGUCGGAUAGGAGAUGCUCCAUCAAGUGCUGGGAUAUCCCACACGCUGAGAGAGAGGCUGGGGUUAAGGAUUGGUAGACUCAGGACUGGUACUCCUCCAAGGAUUGUGAAGGAUUCAGUAAAUCUUUCCCAGGCUGAGCUUCACCCCCCUGACAGUCAUCCGACCCCCUUCAGCUUCCUUAAUACCCACACACGCUGCAAGCCUGAGGAGCAGUUGCCGUGCCACCUGACCUUUACUACUGCUGGAGUAGAGAGAGUGGUGAAGGAGAGUCUUCAUCUCAACUGUCACAUACAGCAAGACACCAAGGGUCCCAGAUACUGCCCCUCCAUUGAGUCGCGAGUGCUACGUUUUCCAGGCCGAAAGCACCAGGUGUGGUUGGAGCCUGAGGGGGUGAACUCUGACCUUUUGUACCCUCAGGGUCUGUCCAUGACUAUGCCUCCUGACAUGCAGCUCCGCCUCAUCAGAGAAAUCCCUGCUAUGCACCAAGCUGAGAUCCACACACCUGGUUAUGGCGUGCAGUAUGACUUUGUGUGCCCCACUCAGCUGAGCCCUGCCCUGCAGGUGAAAAGCACUCAAGGUCUCUUUCUGGCCGGACAGAUCAACGGAACAACAGGAUAUGAAGAGGCGGCUGCACAGGGCUUGUGGGCGGGGGUCAACGCUGCUCGCUUGGCGCUCUCCAUGCCUCCAGUGGCGCUAUCUCGGACGGAGAGCUAUAUCGGGGUUCUCAUCGAUGAUCUGGUGAGCCGAGGUGUUACAGAGCCCUACCGCAUGUUCACCAGUCGAGCUGAGUUUCGCACCUCUCUAAGGCCGGACAACGCUGACCUCCGCCUCACGUUGAAAGGAUUUGAGGAGGUGGGAUGUGUGUCCUCAUUGCGCUACCAGGAGGCUGUGAGAGUGAGGGACAGUCUCCAAGAUGCACUAGCAGCUCUUCAGGCUCUCGUUCUGUCCACCGCAGCCUGGAGGAAAAAGCUGCCCGACAUGCGAAUGAGUGAGGCGAAGAGCACCGUUCUGACUGGUAUGGAUGUGCUGCAGUACAACGAUAUGUCCUUUGAAAGGUUGGCAUCUGUCUUCCCAGAAUGCCUUUCACUUUACAUGGAAUUCGCACAAAGACUCAAGAUCGAAGCUGUUUACAGGCCUCACUGUGACCGGCAGAAGAAAGAGAUUGAGAGGAUUCAGAAGGAGGAGAACAUGUCUCUCCCACAGGACAUAGACUAUUUCUCUCUGCCGGUGUCUCUGUCUCAGGAAGUCAGAGAGAUUUUGGACAGAGUUCGACCCAGCACUCUGGGUGCUGCUACACGUUUGCAAGGAAUAACUCCUGCUGCUAUAGUCCACCUCCUCAACUAUGUACACCACUCGGGGCAAAAGGAGAGAACACACAGAAACCAAAAUGACCAAAAGGAGGAGACAGAAGAGGAGCUGUGUGCACAAAAUGCAUCUUUACCUCAGUGAAAUGAUGACUCGUAAAAUGUCUUGUAAAAAUGUGUGUAUUCUUGAAA